AUGACCGAGCCCUGGGGAACACCAGUGACAUGCGAGUAUGUGGUGCAGACACAGAUCCUCUCCAUGUCACCUGAUAGGAUCGGCCUGCCAGCUCCAUUCUCUCCUCUCGGUAGUGAGACCGUGGUGAAGUUUGAUCCCUAUGGCGACGGGAUGGGACGCUACAACAUCUUCAGUUACCAGCACAACGCUGAUCGCUACGGAUACGUGCCCAUCGGUGAGUGGGCAGAGACUCUGAGUCUGAGCAGCGAUCUGAUUCGCUGGCCAAGGGAGGUGGUGCCCCCAUCCCAAUGCAGCGACCCGUGUGCCCGCAACGAGAUGAAGAAGAUGCAGGCUGGAGAGUACUGUUGUUGGAUCUGUACGGCGUGUGAGGCUCAUGAGUACCUAGCUGAUGAGUUUACCUGUUCACCCUGCGCCCCUGGCCAGUGGCCCAGUGAAGACAUCACUUCCUGUUACGACCUGCCUGAGGACUACAUAAUGUGGGAGGACGCCUGGGCUAUCGGACCAAUCAGCAUCGCCAUUGUUGGGUUCCUGUGUACAUCUCUGGUGUUCUGGGUGUUUGUGAGACACAACAGCACACCCCUGGUGAAGGCGUCAGGCAGAGAGUUGUGUUACAUUCUACUGCUGGGUGUCUUCAUGUCCUACUCCCUCACCUUCCUCUUCCUGGCCAAGCCCUCGCCUGCUAUCUGCGCCAUGCGACGCCUCGGCCUCAGCACCUCAUUCGCUGUCUGCUACUCCGCCCUGCUCACCAAGACCAAUCGGAUCGCCCGGAUCUUCAGCGGGGUGAAGGACGGGGGCGGGACCACGAAGCCACGCUUCAUAAGCCCCACGUCUCAGGUGUUUAUCUGUCUCAGUCUGAUAUCAGUCCAGUUAGUGAUGGUGUCAGUGUGGUUGCUGCUGGAGGUUCCUGGUACCAGGAGGUUUACGUUACCAGAGCGACGGCAGACAGUGAUCCUGAAGUGUAACGUCCGUGACUCCAGCAUGCUGCUGUCGCUAGGAUACGACGUGCUCCUGGUCAUCCUGUGUACUGUGUACGCCUUCAAGACCAGGAAGUGUCCAGAGAACUUCAACGAGGCUAAGUUCAUAGGUUUCACCAUGUACACAACCUGUAUCAUCUGGCUAGCCUUCCUGCCCAUAUUCUACGUCACAUCCAGUGACUACAGGGUCCAGACCACCACCAUGUGUAUCUCUGUCAGUCUCAGUGGCUUCGUGGUGCUGGGCUGUAUGUUCGCUCCCAAGGUCCACAUCAUCAUGUUCCAACCACAGAAGAAUGUCACCAGCCUCCGCCUCAAUAUCAACCGCUUCAGUGUCAGUGGUCCUGCCACCACAUACGCUUCACACGCAUCAGUGAGUGCCCAGUACGUACCGACAGUGUGUAAUGGGAGAGAGAUUGUCGACUCCACCACUUCCUCUCUGUGACCACACCCACUCACCUCUCUAACCCUGCCCCCCAGAGACUGUUAGCAAAUAGGAACACAUUAUGUCCCCGUCCCCUCCUCCCACCACGUGGACUAGAACAGUACUGUUUCACGUCUGUAGAAAGUGUUUAUUAUUACAUUGUUUUCUAGUGCUGUACAUAUAAUGGAAUCGAAAUUGUUGUAGAGAAACAAAAGAACCAAAACAAUUUUGUAGGAGGAUUUUUUUAGCCUUUGUUUUGAAUAGUUUUGUUAAGACGAUGUGUACAUAUAUAACUGUGCACUGGGUUGUGAUAGGAGAGUGUGUGUGUGUAUGUGUGUUAGGGUUGUGAAAGGAGUGUGUGUGUGUGUGUGUUAGGGGUGUCUGAGAACAGAUGUUCUGUAGGGGUAGUGGCUGAGACAGCCUCACCUGCAAUAGCCCACAUACUUUGUACUCUUUUUUGUAGGUCUCAUUGUAAUAAGCCAGUCAGUAUGCAUUUGUAUGUAUUUGUAUGUUGUAUAUGUUGUAUCUGUAUAUAUGUAUAUAAUAUUACUCAUGGUUAGAACAGCACAAUGUUGACAGUAUUACAUAACUCCAGUAGGAUUCCCACUACUGUGGACUGACUGUGGAUGAAGCUCCCUGAGUUGGGCUGACAAGCCCAUAGGAAUAGAAAGUCUGGAACGGACAUAGUAUCCAAAUUUCAUAUAGUAUGUUGAAUCACACAUUUGCUCUCAUUAUAGCAUAUAGGGGGAAGGUAGCCUAGUGGUUAGAGGGUUGGGCCAGUAACUGAAAGGUCGCUGGUUCAACAUCUUCAGUUACCAGCACAACGCUGAUCGCUACGAUACGUGGCCAUUGGUGAGUGGCCGGAGACUCUGAGCCUGAGCAGCGACCUGAUUUGCUGGCCAAGGGAGGUGGUGCCCCCAUCCCAGUGCAACGACCCGUGUGCCCGCAACGAGAUGAAGAAGAUGCAGGCUGGUGAGGAACACACACACACACACAUAUAGGGCUUUAAGCAUAUCUAGUGACAGCACUAGUAGAAGUUCUGUUCGAGUCCCCGAGCCGAUAAGGUGAAAAAUCAGUCGAUGGAUAAGAGCGUCUGCUAAAAUGUAAAUGUACAAAAUAUAGCAGUAUAUAAUAUUUAUUGAACUUUCCAAAAGAUGCACCCAAUAUGGCAGCCAGUCCACCCAAUAUGGACCAUUGUUUUGAACUGGAAUGUCCUUUCUACUCGUUCUAAUUCUAUGGACCAGCCACUGUAUAGGAGGGUCCAAUUACCUUGAUGGCCAUAGUAACAGACAUGUGUACAACAACGCAACAACAUUUCUCUUUAACCUGCAUUUUCGGCACAAACGUUAGCAACAGUGUGACAACACAAGGUAGUUAAUUACAAGUGACUGUUCAAAGUCUUAACUGCCAUUAUUGUCAAUAUUAAAGAAACAUUGCAGAUGCUAUGCCACAACCCUAAACUCAGUCACUGAUGUUUCGUUUAGCAUUUAGAAACAUUCAAUCAAAUCGUUCCACAAGCACUGUUUGUAGAAAAUAGUUUGCGCUGAACAAGUGCAGUUGAACACGUCUUCCCUGCAUCCUUUAAACCAAUAGGUUGUGAGCCCUCCCUUGUCGAAGUGUCCUGUAGUCAUGUGAUGAUGUUCUAUUAACGGCUAUGUGCCUUAAAGGAACAUUCCACCCCAAAAUGAACUUUUGGUAUUUGUUUCAUUAGUCCAUUGUUGAUAAAGUCCCAAAAUGUAUUUAUAUCUUGAAAACAUGAUUUCUGACAUGCAAAACAUUUUGGGACUAUAUCAACAAUGGACGAAUGAAACACAUACCAGAAGAUAGUUUUUGGGUGGAGUUUUCCUUUAAUGUGUGUCUGCUAGAUUUAUGAUCCAGGUAGGGGCUGUGCUUAUAGGCAAAAAUCUAGGAUCAGCUUAGAUCAGUGUCCAUGGUUAAAGUCAUCCUACCCCCAGUGUUACUAUAUCCUCCCAAGUUCUCAUUGUUGAUGGGAGGUGGGAGAGAAAGCAGAUAUUUUGGAUGCUCUCGAAUGUCUUAAAUGGAAUCCUCUCCUCGUUUCCUUUCCUUCAUCCCACUCUUCUGUUGUGUGAAACACAGGAAGUGUCCAGGAGAAUGAGGCCACACCCCUCUCUGCUAACAGGUUUUACUGGGGUGUGAAAACCGCUGUUACACCCCUGACGCAGGUCACCAGUCAAACAUUUCCCCAAAGGCUAAGCAAUGGUGAAAAACAAAAAUAAGAGAGCGUUUCUGUGAUUGAGCGUUUGUGUAUGUGUGUUUUGCAGCAGGCAGAGAGGAGCUGGAUUAUGUAAAAGCGUCCCAUGGCCCAGGAGGCACAGCAUCAUGUUCAGCCCAGACACACACUAACACAGCCCAGAGAUUGGGAGGCUGUUGUCCCGAGGCUUAUGCAUUCACUCCCCAGCCCUGCUCCAACCAGAUACUAUACCUCCCAUUCGCUCCCCUCCCUGCAUGGCACGUUGCUAUGAACAACCACUGCCACAUCCACAAUUCCUUUUGUUCUGAUGUAGUGGGAUGGGGGAGUCGAGUAUGAAGAAGGGAGGAGGGUCAAGGAGGGGGAUGUUGAUUCAAACUCAAGUUGUCUUUAAUGAUGGGACUUGGCAGAAAACUCUCUCAACCAACCUACUCUCCACAUUCCCCCUCUCCAUCUAUCCCCCUCUCUUUGUCUCCCCAUAUUUCUCUGUCACCCAUGGCAGUCCCCCUUCACUCUCUUAUCUUGUGAAACUUUGCUGGUAUAUUUGUCAGCUCCAAGAUAGCUUAAGACAGGCGCUGUACGGAUCCUGAGCCCACUGCAACACGAUGCCAAGAAGGGCUCUGCGAGCCCGCUCCAUCAUGCCAAGCACAUACUGACUCAAAUACACACCAAGGACAUGGGGCUGUCACAGCAGGGGCCUUGAGGAGAUGGAAGAGGGAUAGAGAGAUUGAAAAGGAGGGUGGAGAUGGAGGGAGGGAUGGAGAGAGUCAGAAUGUGUUGCAGUCAGAUUGUGUGUGAGCUGUGUUCAACUCAAAGCAGUGGCAUUCUGUAAAAAUCAUGAGGUAUAAAUCUAGUCCCUUUUAAAAAUACUACUGUAUUAGUUAGCUUGACCAACAGAUGUCAGGGAUUGUAAUGUGUACAUAUGGGAAUAGGCUAGGAAAGUGACUGGUCAUUCACUAGCAAUGUAGAACAUUACAACAAAACAGUGAAGUUAACAGUCAGUCUUUUACCAUUAUAAGUGUCAAUGCUAAUGGUACCAACUCUGUCCAAAGGUGUCUUUAAUAAUGUUAUCAAAGUAUCUGUUCGCUUUCACAGCGUAUUCUCACCUGGAAUGGGUCAGUGAUCGCCAGAUUCCCAAGAGAACAACCCAGAACAUUCUGGAGUCAAGGUAGAAGUUGCUCCUAUAACCACAUAUCUAGGAUCAGAUUAACCUAUCCUCAAUCCUAACCUUAUCCAUUAGAGGAUGACAACGUAUCUGGAUCAGUGGUUAGAUCUGGGGUCAAUGUGAACCUUGACCUCUUUGGACUGGCCAAUCACAAAGCAAUAGAGCUCAUGAUACGUGCAAUAACGAGGACAUGAUGACAUCAUAAUAAACAAUAACAAAUGA
Molecule: messenger RNA, 4991 nt
Organism: Coregonus clupeaformis (lake whitefish)
Lineage: Eukaryota; Metazoa; Chordata; Actinopteri; Salmoniformes; Salmonidae
Product: metabotropic glutamate receptor 3-like
Exons: 8
Coding region: 1-1416 (471 amino acids)
Biological process (GO): G protein-coupled glutamate receptor signaling pathway; regulation of synaptic transmission, glutamatergic
Cellular component (GO): membrane
Molecular function (GO): group II metabotropic glutamate receptor activity
Source: RefSeq, a predicted model, not a curated record